AUGGAGUAUUUCGAUUUUGAAGGCGCCUCGUCUGCCCAUGGCUCUAAUCAACUAGGCGACGAUGUCACUUCGAUUGAUAUUGAACUCGACGAAGCCGAAGAACAGGCAGCGAACUUCGACUCGCUGGUUCAUGAUCAGACAUUGGAGUUCUCCAAUGACCCGGUACCGGAGCAGUUCGAAGUGAAUGUCUCACAGGCCAUUGACCCCGUCGGGGUCGACGGGGUUUACCCCAUGUUCCGGGCCCAAGAGCCAUGCGACUAUUGCCGGCUAAGAGGACUUGACUGUUUUGUCGCCAAGCGCGGUAUAAUGAACUAUGGCUGUACUUGCUGUAUCUCUCUUUGGCGUGAAUGCAGUUUCACUCAUGCCAAAACGCCUGGCAAGUUCCUCCAGACACUACAUAGCGUGUCAGAGAAUGCCUACGUUCCUACAGGUAGCUUGACCGGGAAGAAAGCCCUAAAAUCAGUUUCAUACAACACAUAUCCCAAUGACCCAGAUUCACGCUCUCAAAAAAGUGGUGCUCGAUUCUCGCGCAAGGCAAUCAGCAUCCUGAAGGGCUGGCUGAGAGACCACAACGAAAACCCUUAUCCUACCGAGCAAGAGAGAGAUAACCUGAAACAACACACUGGUCUGACUCGGACGCAAAUUGCCAAUUGGCUCGCCAAUGCCAGGCGACGCGGCAAAGUUCAUGCGUCGCCUGGGAGCAGUUCUCCCGUUCCAGGAGCUGUGGACAUCCCCAUGAAGCAAUCGGUCAACACAUCCCUUAUGACUCCUCUUGAACGUUGGAAGUACUCUCCUCCCGAAAACGAGCCGGCUGCGAUCAGCGAUAUUACCCGUGCCCUGGCCAAUCCUCCAUUCGACCCAUCCCGUCCACGCCGGGCCCCAUCGAGUCACGUGAGGCCCCGUCGCCCUGGGUCUAGUAACAAUGAGUCAAGCCAUGCCAGCUCUGAACAUAAACUGUGCGCCGCCUCUGCCAGUAGUUUUGAUUCAUCUAUUUCUGAUCUCUCUUUUGCUUCUGCCUUCUCUCAUCGAUCCUCUCUUUCCUUCGGGUCAAUGGAUCGUAAAGAACGUCGCCGCCGCCGCAAGGCCUCAGUACCUGUCAAUACUCUGGCCCAUUCAAAAGCCAAAUCUGCUCGUCCUUUUCAAUGUACCUUCUGUACCGACUCCUUCCCUGCUAAGUAUGACUGGCAGCGGCACGAGAAGUCCAUGCAUCUAAUCCUAGACAAAUGGACCUGCUCUCCCCACGGCGGUGCAAUUGAACAAAACGGUAUACCUCUUUGUGUCUUCUGCUUGGCAACUCAUCCAGACGAUGAACACCUAGAAACUCACAACUUCAUCAGUUGCCAAGAGAAGACAGUGCAAGAGAGAACAUUUUACCGGAAGGAUCAUCUCAACCAACACCUCCGCUUGAUGCACAAUGCCAAGUUCCAACCAUGCAUGGAGAAAUGGCAAAGCAGCAUUACAGAUAUCAAAUCCCGCUGCGGGUUCUGUGGCUCCAUCUUUCAGACAUGGAAAGAUCGAGCGGAACAUUUAGCCGGUCAUUUCAAAAAUGGAGCCAGCAUGGCUCAAUGGCAAGGGGACUGGGGCUUUGACCCGCAUAUUCAAGCUCGCGUCGAAAACGCCAUUCCCCCAUACAUGAUUGACUAUGAAUGGCGGUCCCCUGAUCCAUGGGCCACUGAGCAAGCUAAGGGAGAUGGCACAACACUUGGGCUUCCCGUUCCUACGGAUAUCAAUUGUUACCAUCGGCUUUCUCGCGAACUCACUACAUACAUCCAUAACCAAAAGGUACGAGGUCUUGUUCCAUCAGAUCAGAUGAUACAAGCGGAAGCUCGCCGUGUCAUCUAUGGAUGUGACGAUCCUUGGAACCAGACCUGCGCAGAUAAUACUGUUUGGCUGGGUGUUCUCAAGCGCGAUUGUGGAUUGCAGACUCCUGUGAACAAUAACAGCAUCCAAUUUGCUGAUCUGGGCAUGCAGCCCCCAUUCGCUAUCGAUGGCGGCCUCCGGGCUGCACCCCGGGAGAUCAAUGUGCUAGCGCGAGCAGUAUGCCAAGGGGCCCCCAUCCACAGCCCCGCAAUCUCUAGCCCUAGUCUUCGAAGUCACGGCUUUCCUGGCACUGGAUUUUCUUCUGCCGGGCCCAGCCGACCGGGGAGUUUAUCAGGCAGUUACGCUGGGAGUGCAGGGAUGAUGUCGGCUGGUCCUGAUCCGUCGUUCUCUACGGAUUGGGCUAGUAGUCUUCCAACUACUGCAUCUAUGCCGGGAGAAGCCACAGCUGACCCUCUGGUACAAAUGGGAUUUGACCCAGAAUUCCUGCAACGACUGAAUGACAGCUACGGUGAAAUCAACCCGGAUGAUUUGGAAGGCUUGCAUCUAGAUCGCACCGAUGGUCAAAAAAGCUCCGAAAAACAAGGAUGGCCAAAUAUAGGCUUACUUGGUCAGCCCACCGCCCCUUCUCUUAUGGGUGAGGAGUCUGCUUCAGAUCCGGCUGCUCUUCUCAAUUCCAAAGUGGGCCACCCUCCUGCAUCGAAUGCUACACAUGAUGACAUGCCAGGGUACUUUGGCAAUGGCAACUUUUAA
Messenger RNA from Penicillium expansum, 2571 nucleotides. Its product is annotated as putative homeobox and C2H2 transcription factor. The transcript has a single exon. The record is from RefSeq and is a predicted model, not a curated record. The coding region runs from base 1 to 2571 and encodes 856 amino acids. Lineage: Eukaryota; Fungi; Ascomycota; Eurotiomycetes; Eurotiales; Aspergillaceae. Gene Ontology annotation, molecular function: DNA binding. Gene Ontology annotation, biological process: regulation of DNA-templated transcription.